Messenger RNA from Helicoverpa armigera (cotton bollworm), 7442 nucleotides. RefSeq lists its product as uncharacterized. Gene Ontology annotation, biological process: positive regulation of Rho protein signal transduction. The transcript is spliced from 11 exons. NCBI's taxonomy places the organism in Eukaryota, Metazoa, Arthropoda, Insecta, Lepidoptera, Noctuidae. Gene Ontology annotation, molecular function: guanyl-nucleotide exchange factor activity. Bases 414 to 5783 code for a protein of 1789 amino acids. The record is from RefSeq and is a predicted model, not a curated record.
CGAUGCGAGUGAGAGGCGGGCGCACGACCGACGCUUGCGCCGACUGCACGACACCGCGCAACGCGACGCCGCGCGCGCAACACCCUGUGCUUCCCUGCACCAACACCUACCCACAUUACAGUGAUCAGUGAUAAACCUUUGUGCUAGUGCUGUGUUCAACUCCCUACGUGAGUGCAAACGGAGAUUGUGAGAAUUUUUCUCGUUAUUUGACACACAUAUGACGUGAAUAACGGUGCGGGGAUCCGACGCUCGAUCGACUCGCUAAAAUCGAAUAAGUGUUAGUGUAUCUUAAAAGCAGUGUGCCGGAAUUUUAACGGACUUGCCUAAGCAGAGAUCGUGGUACGCGGUUUGCGGAGCUUCGCUGUAUUUAAGAGCGAUGUCGCGGUGGAAGGGUAUACUGAGGUAGCCGGCAGAUGGCAGCAGUCAGCGCGGCGAUGUUCCGACCCGGGGGCGGUCUCGACCCCUCCUGCUAUGCGACGCAACGGAUAUACGACACGACAGAAAAUACACGGCCGAAGAAAUGGUCGUCGAAGUUAAAGUUGAACACAUCAGGAAGCUCGAAGACAUCAGAAAAGUCUCCAGAAAGCCCGUACAUGUACGGAACCAUCAGUGGGCCGGGUGGAUCAGCUCUGUCCAAAUCAAUGAAGUAUGCUGAGACCUGGCUCUACGGGUCCGUCAGGACCCAAACCCCACCUAUGCGACCUAGCGUCUUCUCUGCUUACCCAGAAGUCUCUGGUCCUGUUCUCAUAAGCACGCCACAAAAACCUACACCACACAACUAUGCUGUCAUACUAUGUUCCUGUCCUGAGUACCUGAACGGUACAAAGAAAACCAGCUCAACCAAAGUCAGUAUUUGUAAGAAAUGCAAGGGAUCUCGUUUGCCAUUAACUAUAGCUGAUAGCCCGCAAUUAUUAGUCGGGGGUACCGUAAGAGGUCAUCAGGUGAGCCGCGAAUCUGGUUUGUUGAGAGCUGGGACAGUAAGAGUACAAGGAUCAAAGGCGAGACCGAGCAUACUGAAAUCUAAUGGAGAUACAGACCCUUAUGAUUUGAUGAGACGGAACAGAUUGGCACCUCCUCAUGAAGCUCGUAUAGGAAGUCAGUUCUCAACAACGAGAUUACGAGCUAAAAGUAUAAGUCCAUGCAGAGUAAAGACUAAGAAGCCCACUAGCCCAGAAACACUUCGCAAGAAUAGAAGUAAAUCUGUCAGUCGAGUUAAUGAAAUAUGGGUUGAAGAGGAUACUAACACAAACAAUGACUCAAAGAAGUCUAUUUUGUCAUGUGACAUCAAUCCUUAUGACUUAGUCAAAUCAAAUGGCACUUCAAAAUCUUUAGUUGAUGUUGAAUUUGAUGACGAUUUUGGACAUGUUUUUCAAGAAUCGAUGAAAAAUAAAAACAAAAACUCCAGUAAAUCUAAAUCAGAUUCUAGUGUGAAAGCUAUAGGUGGACAAAGAAUAAGAGUAUCUGAUGAAUCAAAAGGAAAUAAUUUAGAUGAAGUAUCAGUUUAUGAUCCCGUCGACUAUGAUCUCAAAUCCUACGAAUUAAAGUCACAAGAGGCAUCUCCGACUUUGUCAUUACCUAAUAUUAAGAAUGAAAACAAAAAAUCUGGAUCAUUGAGUAAAAAUACAAGUAAAAAAAUAUUGAAUAUCUCUACUUCAAAUCGUACUAAACAGAAAAGUGUUUCUCCCAAAAGACCACCUAGAAGAAUAAGAAAUAAUAAAACUGACGAUGAUAGCGAGAGUGAUAAUCAAAGAUUAACAGAGAGGAAUAUAAAUAGAAAAUCAGAUAACAAUCACUCUCGUAGCUCUAAGCUGAAAAAUCAAAAUACAGAUACUAUAAAAUCGAUUCUGAAAAAGCCGAGAAAUUAUGACUCGAAUGACUCAACCCCGAAAUUGGAAAUAUCUAACGAAUCUUUUGAGAAUAAGAGAGUGAAUUCGUCUUUAUUUUACCUUCCGAAACCUAAAGAUAAAGUGGCUGUCAAUUCUCAUAAUAUUCUUCAAAGAAAACGUGUACAGUUCUUGGUUGAAAAUGAAGAAACGAAAGUAAUUUAUACUGCAGAAUUUAACCUUGACCAAAAUAUUACAAAAGAAGUUCCGUUUGAAUCGCCUGUUUCAAAUAUUGAAACCGAGGAAGACGUUGUGGCUGAAGGCGACAUUGUUAGCCACAGUUUAGAUGAGUCAAGCGAGAAGUUAUCGGAACUAAUAAGCCAAACGGUAACACAAAAUGAUAGUGAGAUCUUUGACAAUUCUCAAAUAUCUAAUAGUAGUACGUUCGAGACUGUUGCUGAAGAAGUAAAUGAGUCAGUAUCAGAAGCUACGCAACAAACUGCAGACGUUGAAAUUGUGAAAAAUGUAAACAAAGAAGAUAACAACAUCCCAAGAAUACCAGUAUUACGUCGAUCAGAAUCCGAACGUAUACCACCAACAAUGGCGAUAGAUCCACCGAAGUUUCUAGACACAAUGGCGUUGCGACCCAGAAGUAAACAUGGUCACACCAGUCAAGUCUUCCUAACUUCUGUCAUAGAAAAUGAAAUAUCUGGUCCAAAUCACUACAUUCUUAGCCAACCUGAUGUGAUUCCAGAACCAACUACACCACCGACAAAAGUGCAGUACAACGAUAAUAUGGAGUCUGGUAAUCUCAGCGACAGCAGCGAUAUAACACGGACAAUUUUAACUAAUUUACGCCGUGGAAUAUCAGAGUCACCUGAGCCACCGCCUCGACUGAAGUCAAAGGAACGUACAAAAUCUAAAAAGCACAAUUAUGUCAAAACUCGAUUUGUUCGGAAUAAUUCUUCUAGCUCAACCAGUGACGAAUGGUCAGAUGCAAAUGAUUAUGAACAAAAAACUAUUUUACGUGUAAAGCAAUUUGAUUCCGAUACAGAUGAACCAAAAACUGCUUCAGGAAUUUUAAGAUCUUCAGAAAAUGAGCCAAGAAAAACUUCGAUUCAAAUAAAUGGAAACGAAUGCUACUCAACUAUGAAUGUCAGCAGUGAUACACCAAUCUAUUUAUCUUCUGUCGUUGUAAAUGAUGACUAUGGAAACACGUGCAAUACCUAUCAAACAGGCACUACUGUUACAAUAAGUGUUGGGACUCCACAAAAGGAAAUCAAAAAAUCUAAAAGUCAAAUAUACAUAGGCGCUGUACUUUCACAGCAACCUGAAAAUCAUAUGGAAGCGAAUACUUACGAAGAAUAUUAUGCGGAUAGAAACAAAGACAAUAGCUAUGGCUCCCGAGAUCAGAAUACUUCAAAUGACCUAUCUUCAAUUUUAAACGAUCCUGUCGAAGCUAUAAAACGUAACUUAAUUCCACACGUCUGUGGUAAGAAGGAUGAUAAAUUUUAUUCAGAUUGCCAUAACAACAGCGAUGUUCAACCAAAUAAUGGCAAUUUUGUUACAAAACUUUUUGAUGAUCCUUUCUUCGCUCAUCUCGCAGAUGGUUUAGAUUCAGAUUUGGUUAAAAAACUGAUAGAAAACUCAUUAAUAAAACUCCAAGAAACUAAGAAUACAGAAGGGACAGACAGCAGUGAAAUGACUAUAGAAAAGCUUAUUGAAAGUUCGUUGAAAAAUUUGAAAGAAGAGAGUGCAAAAGAAGUAGAGAAGAAAGGGGAAGUAAAGCCAAAGAACGAGAAUAGUGCCAAAGACGAUGCGUCGAAUAAACAAAAUACAAUCGACUCUUCCGUCUGCCAAGAGAAUGAAGAUAAUAGCUGCUCUGCUCCCUAUGAAAGUAUGGAGUAUGAGAGCGGUGCUAUGGGAGUUUUUUCUGAUCUCGAGCCAAUGUCGGACUGCUAUAAUGCUUCAGCGAGCGAAUUGUCCACCGAAGACGAUACGAAUUCAACGAGGUCGAAAUUUUAUCAAAUGUUGGUCGACGCCGCGUUGUGUGAUAUUGAAAUAUCUAAUAACACCGACGAUGAUCAUCAUUACGAAUCUAUUCGUUUGAACAGUGAUCCUAUAUAUGAAGAGAUUGGAGAUAUGCCACCGCCUCUACCCAUCAACCCACCUCCCAAUUCCCUAAUGAUUUUAGAUGACGAAAAACGUAGUGGAUCACGUUCAAUAUUUGAAGGUGCAUCGAAGUAUGACAUUUUGUCUUACUUAGUAGAUGCUAAAGAAAGAGGUAUUGAUGAUGAGGAAACAUACAUAACUAGUUAUGCUACCCACAAUGAUUCAUCAAACAUGUUAGAGGAAUCCAAAGAAAAAAGUAAUAACAGUGAAAUAAUUGACACACAUCUUAGUAGCAACACGAGUCAGUUAUCAAACGCAUCAGAUUCCAGCGAGGAUAAUUCACUAGUUAUUAACCAUGAAACUUUAGAAAAGGCUGUUGUGUGUAAAAAGACUUCGGCUGAGAUUGAAAGAAAUGACUCAGGAGUUGGCUCUGAAACAAGUAAGUCUUCAAGAAGCAGACUGCAGGGCAAAACUUCACCUUGCAGCAUGAUUACCGAUAAAGAUACUCCUAUACAUCUCUGCGAAGAUUGUGACACUGCCGUGGAAACUCAAUUAACAGAGCAAGGUUCAUUAUACGCUCCACUAGUAUGCAGAAAGUGUGCCAAGAAACGAGCAGAGAGGAAGGAAAUAAUAACAGAAAUUGUAGAGACUGAAGAAAAAUAUGGCAGGGAUUUGCAAAUCAUCCUUGAAGAGUUUUAUAAACCGAUGUUAGUAGCUGGCCUACUCAACCAAGAACAGCUCAGCGCUAUAUUCCUGAAUGUUGAAGAGCUGAUUGAAAAUAACCAAGUUUUAUCUGAGAAGUUACGAGAUGGACUUGAAAUUGCUGUGGAACAAGGAGACGAGGAUCUUUUAACUGUAAACGUUGGGAAGAUCCUGCUGGAGUGUUCAGGCAUGCUGACAGCGUUCCAGUCGUACUGCGUGAAGCAAGCUGGUGCUGCCCUCCUCCUGGCUGGUCUCGAGAAGGAGAAGGAACUCCUGAGGAUAUUCUUGCGCGUCUCGCAGAUGGAAAACACCGUCUUGAGGAGGAUGAAUCUAAACUCAUUUCUCAUGGUGCCAGUACAACGCGUGACAAAAUAUCCCCUCCUUCUCUCUCGGCUAUAUCGCGCCACUGCCGCGUGCGCAACUGAACGGGACGACGUAAAGUCGGCCCAGCGUUGCGUAGAAUGCCGACUUGAAGAAAUCAACGCGGCAGCUGCAGCCGCUGCCGCCGCGGCAAGAGACGUACCUCUGUGGAGACGACUUGCAGCCGCUCGAAGAACUGCACACGAUCUCCAUGUGGCUGAUAUCAAGCUGAGGAAAAUGGCUGUCGAUGUACUUGAUUGGAACCAUGAUGACGCCAGGUUCGCAAUGGAGGGUAAGCUGCUGUUCACUCAGCCCAACGACAACAACUGGCGGAAAGGACGCACCAUCAAGUUGACGCCAAUCAACGCUCUUUUGGUAACUAACGGAAAGCCAACGAUCACCCACAAAACGAACGAGAUCCGAGAGACGCGGGAAGCGAGAGACAGAGAAGCAAGAGAGAAAGAGGGAGAAGCACUGUUCGCGCGCAGUGGAGUAAGAGAAGCAGCUCUCUUGUUGGUCAGAGAGAAAGCGGGAAGAUACACGCUGCAGAGAGAGCCACUAUUCCUCGACCGCUGUGUGGUGGCUGCUGAUCACGAGCCCGAACACUUCUUCGAAGUACACGAAAUUACUACGAAGGAUUCUUAUAUUUUUAAGGCGGAAGAAAACACGCGCACGCGCACUUGGUACCGGCAGCUGCAGUACCACGCGCAAGGCGCCGGCGCCUGGCGCAAGCGACGCAACGCGCUCGCCAACAUCAUGAUCAAUCCUAUGUUGACCAGGAAUUGAUCACAACAGGGCCUGUUGAACAGGGAAACCCGUGGAUAACAACAUGACUAGCGGAGGUGCCAUAACGGAAGAUCGCCUAAGAAAGCUGUUGUCAGUGCAGCUCCUUCCAUUUAUGCCGACUCUUGAAAUUCCUUACACGUCACAACCUUCACUUUCUCUUUAAUUUCUUGAUGUAGCAAUACCUUGACGACCCCUCCCUCUCUUUUCUUCGACCUUCCCUUCCACGAUGUUUUAGAUAAAAUGCUUGAGAGAGUAGUUAGGGCCAGGCCACAACAGUGCGUUGCGGCGUCGCAUCGCAAAAAUCAACGACGCAUAUCAUAUUAAUCGCAUAGCUGUGCAAUGUUGUUUUUGCGAUGCGACGCCGCAACGCACUGUUGUGGCCUGGCCCUUAGACGUUACUGUUUUCGAUCUUAUACGCCUUCUUUGGAUCCGUCUAUUUGCGUAAUAUCAAAAAUCGUUGACAGAUGUCUAAAAACCCCAACACCUCGAUAGUUCUCUCGUAACUGAUCUGUUUGGUCGUGCUCACCGUACAUGCUCAUUUGACGUAAAAGAAGACACUUGACCUACCGGUAUUAUGGCAUCUCCGCUCAUCAUUCCUUGCUCCAUGGGGAUACCGAAUGUUUUGUGCUAUUGACAUCUGUCAUGUUUUUACUGACAGCAUCUGUCAACUGCAUCAAAAAUGUCCAGACUGUACUGAUAUGUUUUGGAACGAUAGCAAUAUGAGGGUUACGUAAAAUGGAAUGUGAUGUCAUAUUUUAGAGGUGGGAUGUAUCGAUAUGAUUUUGAUUGUCUCUUCAGCUUAUACUAAUUUUCUUUAAAUAUUUUUCAAUGAUUUAUCCUUAAUUCUUUUUGUUUUCUUUUUUGUAACUAUAUGCUAUUUCAAGAUCAUAUAGGUUGCGUAAACAAGAUAUUUGCAAUUAUAGGGCUUGUAAAGAUCUAAUAGGAUUGCUGUAUUAUUUAUUAACAAUGUGAAAUAAAUGACACUAUGGGUGUUAAGUCUGGUUUUUGAAUGUCAAACCCUCUAAAAGAUAUUUUGUUAUGAAUGAUUACUGAAAAAUAAUAUUGUUAAAUGAAAGAGAAUAACGAAAUGCGUGCAUUUUAAAAUAAACUUAAUAAUAAUAGAAAUAUAGUUAAACAUUCCUGGUAUUUGUUUUUAUUUUGUUUAAUUGUAAAUAUCCAACAACAGUUUGCCACUAGUUUUAAUAUUAGCUUUACACCAAAAUUUAGAUGUUUUAACAUUUUAUGUGCCCUAUAACGAACUAUUGUAUUAACAAAACCAUAACAUAGGACGUAUUGUAUAUAAUUUAAUUUUAAUAGCUGUGAUAUCCUGUCGAAGAAAAAUGAAAAAAAAAACUUAAUAAAAAAAGCUUUGUAAUCGUUCGGAAACCUUGUAAUUAUUAUAAUUUUAACAUUAACCAUUGUUCAAAAAAUAUAAUAACAUUAAUUACUUCCUGACUAGUCUUAAGGGAAAUUGUGUGUAAUAUUAUUAAAUAUUUAUAAGAUAAAAAUAUACAUAUUGCGUUGUAUUUAUUGUAUGUAAUAGAUUAAAUAGAUAUAGUUUUAAAAUUAAAUAGUUAUAGACAAAAGUGUUUCGCCUUGGGAAUAUAUUGUAUCUGUUAUAUCAUUAGAGAAGACAGGAAAUAAAUAAAUUAAUGAAUA